UUAAAUACUGCACCCAGAUUGGAAGUAACUUUACCGCCCUUUUUCAUAUUUAUACUUUGUUUUUCUUAUUGUUCUUCAAAUACAUUUGUCUUCCAUGACUGUAAAGACUUUACAGCAGCUGACAGCCAGAGCAAUAUAUUUAUUUUCCUCUUGCUGUCCAUGUUUAGUAUUAUGCAUAUUGUAUUUAAUUCCUUGAAUAUACUUGCCAAACCAAAACAAAGAAGUAUCUCUGUGUUUUCUAGUUGGACUUGCAUAUGAAUGAAGGAAAGACAAAGAAAAAAAGGAGAUUUAAAAAAUAAAACUUUGUGACAAAUCACACUGUGCUUUGUCUGUGUGUAAAAGGAGACUUAAGCAGAGAUAUUUGUCAAAUGGUUGACAGGACUCUCUGUGUCUCUUUAAUCUUUAGCUCUGCCAUUUUGGUUUCUUUCUGCCAGUCUUGCUCUGUAAUACAUCCCGUGGUUCUGGUGCCACAACAAGGCUGAGUUGGCGUGUCCCCUUACUGAAGGCUUAUAGGCCUUCCUGCAGCGGGCGGAGCUGGUGUACGAUGGCGUGGUGGGCCAUUGAAGGCUGCCGCGAAGGACUGUGAUGUCAGAGCCCAACAGCCCGGGUGAGAGCCGGCGUGGCGCUCCCAAAUUCUUUGUGGGCUGCGAGGAGGAUGAGAGCGAGGUCCUGGACGAGAGCUUAAGGCCAGACAUGGAGUUGUAUGAGGACAACGAAGACACUGACUCGCCUCCAGAGCGACAGAUUGUGGUGGGGAUCUGCUGCAUGAUGAAGAAGUCAAAGUCCAAGCCGAUGACCCAGAUCCUGGAGAGGCUUUGCAAGUUUGAAUACAUCACAGUUGUCAUCUUUCCCGAGGAUGUCAUUCUCAAUGAGCCUGUGGACAAAUGGCCUCUUUGCGACUGCCUUAUCUCCUUCCAUUCAAAGGGUACAACUUUAGCAGAUACACAGACACACUCAACUGCUGAUAGAAAAAAACGGUUCCCACUGGAUAAGGCAGUGAGUUACGCCAAACUCAGAAACCCUCUGCACAUCAAUGACCUGGACAUGCAGUACUUCAUACAAGACAGGAGAGAGGUUUAUCGAAUACUGCAAGAGGAAGGAAUCGAUCUACCACGUUAUGCAGUUUUGAACCGUGACCCAGAUAAACCAGACGAAUGUAACCUGGUGGAAGGAGAGGACCAUGUGGAAGUGAAUGGAGAAAUUUUCCAGAAACCUUUUGUGGAGAAGCCUGUUUGUGCCGAGGACCAUAACGUCUAUAUCUACUAUCCCACCUCUGCUGGGGGUGGUAGCCAACGCCUCUUUAGAAAGAUUGGAAGUAGAAGUAGUGUGUAUUCCCCUGAGAGCAGCGUGAGAAAGACUGGCUCUUACAUCUAUGAGGAGUUCAUGCCGACUGAUGGAACCGAUGUGAAGGUGUACACUGUUGGGCCUGAUUAUGCUCAUGCUGAGGCCCGGAAGUCGCCUGCUCUGGACGGGAAGGUGGAGAGAGACAGUGAGGGCAAAGAGGUUCGCUACCCUGUCAUGCUGUCUGCAAUGGAAAAACUAGUCGCCCGUAAAGUUUGCCUGGCAUUUAAGCAAACUGUGUGUGGCUUUGACCUUCUGCGUGCAAAUGGACACUCGUACGUGUGUGAUGUCAAUGGGUUCAGUUUUGUGAAAAACUCAAUGAAGUACUACGACGACUGUGCCAAAAUCCUUGGGAAUAUUGUGAUGCGUGAGCUUGCUCCGCAGUUUCAGAUUCCAUGGUCCAUUCCUACAGAAGCGGAGGACAUCCCUAUAGUGCCGACAACAUCUGGAACCAUGAUGGAGCUACGCUGUGUCAUUGCGAUCAUCAGACAUGGAGACAGAACACCGAAGCAGAAGAUGAAAAUGGAAGUUCGAAAUCCCAUGUUCUUUCUUCUAUUUGAAAAAUAUGGUGGAUACAAAACUGGGAAAUUAAAACUUAAGAAGCCCAAACAACUGCAGGAGGUGCUGGACAUAACAAGACAGUUGUUGGCAGAACUGGGACAGGACACUGACUGUGAGAUUGAAGAAAAGACAUCCAAACUGGAACAGCUUAAAACCGUCCUCGAAAUGUAUGGACAUUUCUCUGGGAUCAACAGGAAAGUGCAAUUAACUUAUUUGCCCCAUGGGCAACCCAAAACAUCCAGUGAAGAAGAAGAUUCCAGAAAAGAGGGCCCUUCACUGCUGUUGGUACUUAAAUGGGGAGGUGAGCUCACCCCUGCAGGAAGAGUACAAGCCGAAGAGCUUGGAAGAGCAUUCCGUUGUAUGUACCCCGGUGGUCAAGGAGACUACGCAGGUUUUCCAGGCUGUGGUCUGCUACGGCUGCACAGCACUUACAGGCACGACCUGAAGAUAUAUGCUUCUGAUGAAGGCAGAGUGCAGAUGACUGCCGCAGCUUUUGCAAAGGGAUUGCUGGCCCUGGAGGGCGAGCUCACACCCAUCCUGGUGCAGAUGGUGAAGAGUGCUAACAUGAACGGGCUGCUGGACAGCGACAGUGACUCCCUAAGCGGUUGCCAGCAUCGUGUCAAAGCCAGACUUCAUGAGAUUCUGCAGAAGGACCGGGACUUUGCUGAUGAAGACUACGAUAGGCUUGCUCCAACUGGUAGUGCCUCGUUGGUGAAUUCAAUGAAAAUAGUCCAGAAUCCCGUGGCUGUUUGUGACCAGGUCUACACCCUCAUUCAGAGUCUGACCUCCCAGAUCCGACAAAAAAUGGAGGACCCCAAAUCAGGAGUGAGGAAGGGAAAGUUUUCUUACUCUCUAGACUCUCCCAAGUCAGCUGACUUGCAGCUGUACCACAGUGAAACCCUGGAGCUCAUGCUGCAACGCUGGUCCAAACUUGAGAGGGAUUUCUGCAUGAAGAAUGGCCGUUAUGACAUCAGUAAAAUCCCAGAUAUCUACGACUGUGUGAAAUAUGAUGUGAUUCAUAAUGCUUCCCUGGGACUGGAGGACACGCUGGAGCUGUUCAGACUCUCACGGGCUCUUGCUGACAUUGUAAUUCCACAGGAAUAUGGUAUUAAUAAAGUUGAGAAGUUGGACAUUGCAUAUGCCUACUGCCUUCCACUGGUCAGAAAGAUCCAGCUUGACCUGCAAAGGACGCAUGAGGACGAGUCCGUCAACAAGCUUCACCCCCUGUAUUCUCGAGGGGUGAUGUCUCCCGGACGUCACGUCAGGACACGGUUAUAUUUCACCAGUGAGAGUCAUGUCCACUCCCUGCUCAGCAUCUUCCGCUAUGGAGGCCUGCUUGACGAGGAGAAGGAUCAGCAGUGGAAGCGAGCCAUGGACUACCUCAGUGCCGUGUCUGAACUCAACUAUAUGACUCAGAUCGUCAUCAUGCUGUAUGAGGAUAAUAAUAAGGACAUUUCAUCAGAGGAGCGAUUCCAUGUGGAGCUCCAUUUCAGUCCUGGUGUUAAAGGUGUGGAAGAGGAGGAAAAUGCACCCACCGGCUUUGGUUUCAGGCCUGCAUCAGCAGAGGUGGCACGCCAGAAACAGACGGACCCGGGCAGCCUGGAAGACUUGUCACGCGAUGAGACCGACCGAGCUUUACCACUUUCUGAGCCCAUCACCAUACAGAGGAGAUCCCCACUGAUUCGUAACCACAAGACUGGGUCCAUGGAGGUCCUGUCUGAGACGUCGUCCUCCAAAGUCGGCAGCUACCGCCUCUUCUCUUUCUGCUCUCGUCAAUCCCCGGAGAUGAAGCAAAGUGGAUUAGCUUCAUUGCCUGAACUUCGUGGUGUAAAGUGCUUAUCUGGUGCCGAAGGCUCUCAGUGUGCCGGGCUCUUCAGCACCACUGUCCUAGGGGGGUCCUCUAGCGCCCCUAACCUUCAAGACUACGCUCGUGCACACCGCAAAAAAUUCUCGGCUGGCAGUCUGUCCUACAAAGACGAGUUGUUGUCUAUGCCGGCUGUAAAACGAUUUUCUGUGUCGUUUGCAAAGCAUCCGACUAAUGAGCCCCUUGAGGAGCACCAGGUGGCCCAGUUGUUGAGGUGCUUCUCCACCGACCUAAGCCUAGGUCAUCACCUCUCUUUGGAUGGGGCGCUCGCCCACCACCUCCAUCAGUGCUCCUACCACCUCCGUCUCUUCAGAAACUGGCUCAUCACCGGCCAGGACCCCCUAGAAUACCUCAACGGAUUUGAAGGGUGCUCCAUGGUGCCCUCUAUCUACCCUUUGGAGACGCUGCACAACUCACUGUCACUGAAGCAGGUCAAUGAGUUCCUGACAGGCAUCGUCGAGAGUGCCGGAGAUCCACACACCAGAACAAAAAGAGCUAUAUCAGCCAUGUUUGAUGCUCACAACCAUCCGUCUGUGGACUCCUACAUCCCCCAGAGAGUCCUCUCCACCUCAGUCUCCCUUAGGUCUCGAUCUGAAAGACCUCCUUGGUACAGCAGCGGCCCCUCCAGCACGGUGUCCAGUGCUGGACCGUCCUCCCCCACCACUGCAGACACGUCUCCACGUUUCAGUUUCAGUGACAAGAUGUCCCUCACUCCUCAGAGCAGCGAGGAAACCCACGGCUCUCAAACCACUCAGCCAGCGCCUGCAGUCGGGUCACAGCCACUUGAGCCAACAUGCCCCGCCUCCGUGCCAAACCCCUCAGAGCUCCCCCUGACGCCCAACAAUUCGCCAGAAGACGACGUGGAGCACAGCGAGGACUCGCAGAAAACACAGGAAGCCAGUGAGUUGGUCUCCGCAUCUAUAGAUCCAUCCACUGGCGGCGUCCAUGAGCCCAGCAUUCGCACACCGUGUCCCGGUCUGUCGGAGCUCACGCUGGCUCGGAUGGAGGGUUACUGCCUUCCUGGGCCGCUGCCUGUGCUGCUGGAGCUGAGAGAGAGCAGCAGCGAGGCUGGUUCCAGCUCCCAGACGCCUCAGUCCCCCGAGGGCCACGAUGAGUUCUUUGACACGCAGGAGUCUCUGGAGCUCUGGAUGGACAGUCCAGAGAGCCCCUCACAUGAAGAGGCAAGCCUGGAGGUGGGAGCCACUCACUCAGCCGAGCCCUAGUGCCCUCAAGCAACGUCCCACACUGCUAUUGUAAGAGCACUGUGGUGGCGUGUUGCUGCUUUCCCAUCUGUUACAGAUGUUAGUAGCCUCGUCUUACAAUCUGUCCUCACCUCCUUCCAGAUUUGUGUUGCUUAAGCAAUUCAUUUCUGGCGUUGACCUCUAGAGAGAAGAGCCAACUGUCCAUCCUCCAGCUCUUCUUAGAAUCAAUGGACGCUCGAACAAUCAUAGAUGGUUGAUGGUUAGUCAGCGCAGUGAGAAACCCUUUCUCAUUCCUCAGCUGCUCCCUCCGUUGUGAGGGUUUAACCUUACACAAGUGUCUCUGAGCAAGGCAUCACCGGAUUGUCAGCAGCUCUGUCCAUAAGCUUUGUUGUGUGACUUAAAAAUCGGUGCAUUAAUGCUAUGGUAAUCUCUUACUUUUGCGCUUCAGCGGUGAAGCUCUAACCUCCGUCUUACUAAAACCUUUUCCUGUGUGAUGACGGCACAUACCGAGUCACGGUGUCUGCUGGUCUGCACCCUUAAUGAAACUCUUAACACCAAGCCAGAUUGACGUUACUGUCUGUAAAGUGUAAUCUGUGGACCUUAGAGUAACAUUUGCACUGCUAACUGCCAAAGUCAUUAACCCUCGUGAAAAUGUAAUAUAAUCAGCAGUAAAUUAAAGGAGACAUAUUUAUUUUUAUCAAUCACAGGGGAAGUUCAAUAUUUUAAUACUCAUUUAUCAGAAAUUUUAAUGUCUCCCCUGCUGUUCUGUGUGUUCGUAAUUCCACCUUGUUGUACGGGCUUGAACCGCUUCCCUGUUCACUGAGGAAAGAGCUUCUGUUGUGGCCGGCGGCGAUGUAGCAGGCGGGCGUGCGGCCCUGCCGUCAGGUCGAUAAGCUGACACGCUGCUGUGUUGCUCUCUUUUAGGAUGUUACAUUGUCAUCAAAUGUCAAAGCUGUGAGUCCUUUUGCCUUGUCAGAUUAAAACAUGUCACCAACAUUAUUGUGUCUUUG
Molecule: messenger RNA, 5978 nt
Organism: Synchiropus splendidus (mandarinfish)
Lineage: Eukaryota; Metazoa; Chordata; Actinopteri; Syngnathiformes; Callionymidae
Gene: ppip5k1a
Product: diphosphoinositol pentakisphosphate kinase 1a
Exons: 33
Coding region: 586-4989 (1467 amino acids)
Biological process (GO): inositol metabolic process; inositol phosphate biosynthetic process
Cellular component (GO): cytosol
Molecular function (GO): inositol hexakisphosphate kinase activity; diphosphoinositol pentakisphosphate kinase activity; 5-diphosphoinositol pentakisphosphate 1-kinase activity
Source: RefSeq, a predicted model, not a curated record